AUGAGCUUUCACGCUGAGUUUGCCGAACAGCAGCAGUCCAACCAAAUCAACGAACCAACAUCCCUGUUAGCCAUGAAAACAUCAGAGGUGACCACAAGAAUGUCAGUAAGAAUGUUACGACAGCAGGAUGAAAUGGUGGCCAACAAACGCAUAACCAUAUUAAGACGUCCACGUUUGAGACGGCACCCGAAUCUUCCUGACACUCCUCGACCAGGGGUGCCGCAGAAAUGUGACGGCGCGGCAGCAGCAGUGGGAUAA
This is a messenger RNA of Opisthorchis viverrini, 258 nucleotides long. RefSeq lists its product as hypothetical. The transcript is spliced from 2 exons. The record is from RefSeq and is a predicted model, not a curated record. The coding region runs from base 1 to 258 and encodes 85 amino acids. NCBI's taxonomy places the organism in Eukaryota, Metazoa, Platyhelminthes, Trematoda, Opisthorchiida, Opisthorchiidae.